AUGCAGCCCAAGGAGGGGGAACCAGGGGGGUUUGGGGGGGGGCUGCUCCCUGACCCCUACGACAGCUUCAUGCAUCACCACUUGAGCUACUACGGCUACUUCCAAGGUAGGAAGAUGGGGCUGUGGCUGCCCCAUUGUCCUCCUGCAGCCCCCUGGGGCCCAUUGAGCCCCUCACUGCAGCACCGGGGGGCCCUGGGGGAGCCAUGGGGUCUCUUUGCUGUGCCCCCAAUGGGGGGGCUCCUGCCCCCUCCCCGCUGGCCUGUGGAGUGCAAGGUCAUCCAGGAGAGCAUGGAGCACAUUGAGUGGGACCCCCCUGAACCGGAGCCCCUCUGCCAGCCCACGAGCAUGGAGCAGGCCCUGGCCACCCUCAGCGAGCAGCAGGGCACCGUGGUCUAUAACUGCAGCCCAGUGCCCCACGGCACCCGCGUUGGGGGGGCCCCAGGGCCCCCAUCCUCUGCAGCAGCGCCCUUGGAGGGGCCCCAGGACACAACACUGCUCUUUGAGUCCCACUUUGAGAGUGGCAACCUGCAGAGAGCCAUCAAGGUUGGCCCCUAUGAGUACCUGCUGCGGCUGAGGCUGGACCUGUUCACCACCAAACACACCCAAUGGUUCUACUUCCGCGUCCAAAACACGCGCCGGGAGCCCUGUAACUGCUUCACCAUCACCAACCUCGCCAAAGCCAAGAGCCUCUAUGGUGAGGGGAUGAGGCCGCUGCUCUACUCCCAGCAGGACGCCCAAAGCUGCGGCAUCGGCUGGUGCCGUGUUGGCACCGACGUCUGGUACUACCGCGGUGCCGGUGACCGGGAACCGGCUGCUUUCCACCUCUCCUGGUCCAUGCGCUUCCCCCACGAUGGUGACACCUUCUUCACCCACUCCUACACCUACACGGACCUGCGGGCCCUCAUGGGUGACCCGGUGCAGUUGUGGUACUGCACAGUGCGGGCGCUGUGCCACAGCCUGGCUGGCAACACCGUGUACGUGCUGACCAUCACCGGCAGCUCGCACCCAUGCGGCUGCCUCGACUUCCUGCUCAGCACCGACACACGGCUCCUGUGGUGCCUCUUUGUGUUCAUGGUGGUGCCAAUGCUCAACCCCGAUGUGGUGGUGGGGAAUUCCCAAUGCUCCCUGUCCAGCUGGGAUCCCAACAGGGCUUAUGGAAUGGUGAGGCCUGGAGACUUCCCUGGAGUGUGGCACCUGUGGGCUAUGGUUGAGAGGGUGUUGGUGGAGUGGGAGGUGGUGCUGUACUGCGACUUCCAUUGGCACAGCUGGAAGAACAACAUCUUCAUGUAUGGCUGUGACGGUGGCAGCGCCGGUGCUGGGCUCUGGCUGCACCAGCGCAUCUUCCCCUUGAUGUUCAGCAAGAACACCCCUGACAAGUUCUCCUUCCCCAGCUGCAAAUUCAAGGUGCAGAAGAGCAAAGCAGGGACAGGCUGGGUGGUGAUGUGGUGCUUGGGGGUCUCCAACAGCUACACCCUGGAGGUGGCUUUCGGUGGCUCCACGUUGGGUGGGAGCAGAUCCCACUUCACCGUGUGGGACCUCAUGGUACUGGGCGCCCAUCUGUGUGACUCCCUGCUGGACCUGUGCGACCCCAACCCCACCAAGCUCCAGCAGUGCCUGGCGGAGCUGGAUGAGCUCCUGUGGCAGCGGCUGGGAUGUGAUCCGGGGGUGGGUGGCAGCUGGAGCGAUGUGGCUGCUUCUGAGCUUGAGUCCAGCACCAGCAGCUCCAACAGCUCCAUGUCCGACUCACUCCUGGUUCAGCAGCUCCCGGCCCCGUUGCCAUGGCAACACCUCACCGUGCCCCCGUCCCGACCGGAAGCGGCGCUCGUGCGCUCCGCCGGAAGUACCGGGGCGUGGGCACGGAAGCGGAAGCGGCGGCGGCGGCGGUGUCCUUCGGUGCCGUGA
Melopsittacus undulatus (budgerigar) is the source of this 1902-nucleotide messenger RNA. It is a transcript of the gene AGBL2, whose product is annotated as AGBL carboxypeptidase 2. NCBI's taxonomy places the organism in Eukaryota, Metazoa, Chordata, Aves, Psittaciformes, Psittaculidae. The record is from RefSeq and is a predicted model, not a curated record.